UUUCUCUGUCAGAUUUUCCUGGUGGUGGCUAACUCCAGGGAGGCGGAGCCCGAGCUGUCAGUCAUCUACCGGUGGAAUCGGCGGCGACGGCGUUUCCUCCGUCAUCAGACUCUGGAGACUCACGCCGCUCUGGACUGGGAGGCCUUUCACAUCCACAACAACAGCUUCCUGGUCGUAGCCAAUCACAGACGAGCCAGAGACUCCAACCACAACAUCCACAGUGUGAUCUACAGGUGGAACCCAAACACAAAGCUGUUUGAGGUGAACCAGACUCUGUCCACAUCCGGGGCAUAUGACUGGGAGUUCUUCACUGUUGGACCGUACCACUUCCUGGUGGUUGCUAACACCUUCGACGGCCAGACCACCACCAUCAGCUCCACUGUCUACGUUUGGCUAGACGGAUGCUUCCAGACCUUCCAGAGCAUCCCGACGGUGGGAGCGACGGACUGGGAGACGUUCCAGAUCGACGGCAGGUUCUUCCUCGCCGUCGCCAACAGUCAGAAGGUUUCAGAGCGCGGCCCGAGUCUCUACAGCAUCAACUCCACCGUGUAUGAACUCAACACGCUAACCCAGACCUUCAUCCGCUUCCAGGACAUCCUCACACACAGUGCUGUGGACUGGGAGUUCUUCACCAUCGGAGAGGAGAAGUUCUUGGUGGUGGCCAACUCUCAUGAUGGCAGCUCCUACUCUCUGAACAGCGUCGUCUACAGGUGGCAGGGCUACGAGGGCUUCGUUCCAGUUCACAGUCUACCAACGUUCGGAUGCAGAGACUGGGAACACUUCAGCACCGACGAAGGUUCCUUCCUCAUCUACUCCAGCGCCACCUCCAGGCUCAGCAAGGUCUUCAAACUCAGGACCUACUGAAUCACAGAUCCUCACACUCUGCUGUGGACAGAUUUCAUUGACUUUAAAACCUGCCGAAACACUGAAAACCUGCAAGACUUGACCGUCAUCAUCACCUCAGUUUCUCAGGUCUUCAAACUACAUUUCCAACUUACCACUUUUCACCAAUGUCCACUUCAGGGCUUGUUUCGGGGCCUGUUGAGAUUUUGUUCAAGCUACUUCCUCUUCAGGCUUUACAAGUACUACAAAUAAUAAUAAACAUUAUUUAUAUAUUUUCUCAAAGAUGAAAGUUGAGUCAUGUCAAGCUCUGCUGAUAAGGACAGCGCCCUCCAGUGGAAGAUAAACUCCCCAAAAAUGAUUUAAUGAGAAGAAACGUUGGGAAGAAUCUCAUAAGAUGUGACUCUUCAGAGCUGGAAGGUUUCUAACAUUAACAACACACAGGUCCAUCACAAAGGCCAGUCCAUGUGGCACUUUCCCAUACAGGUGUACAACCUUUAAAACCUGCUGAAAUGCUUCAACAUAUAUUUGUAAAACCAAGAUUUAAUGGAUUCAGACUGAGGAUUUAAACUCUAAACAACAACUUCAGCCUCUGUGAGGAGCUGAUCAAAGAGUAAAACCAUCAGACUGCUGAAGAGAUUCAGAUUCAUGACGGACUGAAACACAAUCUUUGCUUUGUAAUUGUUGGUGAAAGUGAAGUUUUGGAUUUGAAGUUUAAACCGGACUAUAAAACA
This is a messenger RNA of Thunnus maccoyii (southern bluefin tuna), 1574 nucleotides long. Its product is annotated as thrombospondin-type laminin G domain and EAR repeat-containing protein-like. The annotation marks the transcript as partial. Lineage: Eukaryota; Metazoa; Chordata; Actinopteri; Scombriformes; Scombridae. Gene Ontology annotation, biological process: signal transduction. The transcript is spliced from 6 exons. The record is from RefSeq and is a predicted model, not a curated record.